Penicillium cataractarum is the source of this 198-nucleotide messenger RNA. RefSeq lists its product as uncharacterized. The record is from RefSeq and is a predicted model, not a curated record. NCBI's taxonomy places the organism in Eukaryota, Fungi, Ascomycota, Eurotiomycetes, Eurotiales, Aspergillaceae. The coding region runs from base 1 to 198 and encodes 65 amino acids. The transcript has a single exon.
AUGUCAGAGACAUCCAGCACGGAGACUGGUUGUGGAUCCGACUGCUCCGUUACACUGGCCGGAUACUGGCACGACAAGCACGAGAUGUGUUUUAUCCUCUGGGCUUUUGACUGGUUCGUCGUGAUUCAGAUCCGUUUGGGAUUGGGGUACCAGUACUUGGGGUUCCUGGAAGACCGACCGUUGCUGACCGAUCAGUAG